ACAGACAGAUUGGAUACGGCUCAGUCCCAUGGAGGAGCUGAAAUUUGCAGCAGAUAUUAUUCCCGGUGUCUCCUUGCUGCCUUUGUUUUGGAAGCAAAUGGCUCUCUAACUGCAUUGAAAAGCCUGACUACCUUGCAUGGCCGGGAUCUAAUUACCUGUGGAGCUGGGAGCCCUGUCUCCGAGCGGCACUGAGGCUUUUGUUUUUAAUGACUUGCUCUGCCAUGUUCAGAGUGUGACAAUGUCAGGGAGGCUGCCAGGACUGGCUGUUGAUGCCACCGUGCUCACACCGCGAUGGCUGGGAAAGUUGAUAGGAGAUGGGAUGUCUUGGGCCAAGCAUUUAUGGCACAGCACUAGGUUGAAAACAGAUUAAAUGGAUCUAGUGAAGAGCACAGCUCUCUGCCAUGUCUUGGGGACUAAGCUGGAUUACUAGAAAAGUGACUAGAAAAAACACAGCUAGAAAGAGUGAGCUUUCAUCCUGCUCUGUCAUGAUGCUCUGGCAAAGCGUGGCCAAAUCCAGUCAUUUAGCCCCAGCCAGCAGCAGGGCAGGCUCCAGAAAGAGUAAGGAGUGAUUGGGGAACGGGGCAGAGCCGGACUCUCAUCUCCCUCCCCGUGCCACCAGCUAUCUCCGUCCUCCUGUUAAUGUUUACAAGUCAGGUCUGGCAGCAUCCAAGUCUGUCCAAAGACCAGAUCCCGCCCCGGCUUUCCCGGGAUCCUUUUUCCUGCUGGCCGGGGUCCGCAGGACGGUGGCAGGGAGGAAGAACACGGUUCCCUGCUGCUGUGUAACACUGUCGGCCCCGCUGGCGGUGCGGGUACUCCGGGGUGAGCUCCUGGGGCCUCGCCAGCUGCCGCCCGGGCAUCUCCGCUUACACGCCACUGCUGCCAGGCGGAGCCGGGGAAAGAUGAGUAAUGCCACACGUGCUGUGCCCUCUCCCGUGGCACCUGGCACGCCGGGGCCUGGCACAGCAGCCAGGCUGGCCUCAGCCCCCCCAUUCUCAGCUGUUGCCCUGCUCACGGCUGCCCACAACAACUCCGAGGAUGGCCAGCAGCUUUUCCUGACCACGACAGCGGCACAGGUCAUCUCUGGCAUCUUCGUGUGGUCAGCACUCAUUGUCACCUUUCACCAGAUCUACACACACCUCAAGAAUUACACCGUCGCCAAGGAGCAGCGCUACAUCAUCCGCAUCCUCUUCAUCGUGCCUGUCUAUGCCUUCGACUCCUGGCUCAGCCUCCUCCUCCUCGGCAGCCACCAGUACUACGUCUACUUCGACUCAGUGCGUGACUGCUAUGAAGCUUUUGUGAUUUACAGCUUCCUGAGCCUGUGCUUCGAGUACCUUGGAGGGGAGAGCACCAUCAUGACCGAGAUCCGAGGGAAGCCCAUUGCGUCCAGCUGCUUUUACGGGACCUGCUGCCUUCAGGGUAUGUCCUACUCCAUCGGGUUCCUGCGCUUCUGCAAGCAGGCCACACUGCAGUUCUGCAUUGUGAAACCCCUCAUGGCAAUCGUCACCAUCAUCCUGCAGGCAUUCGGGAAGUACCACGAUGGAGACUUCAAUGUCCACAGUGGAUAUCUCUACAUCACUAUCAUCUACAACUUCUCUGUCAGCCUGGCCCUUUACGCCCUUUUCCUCUUCUACUUUGCCACCAUGGACCUGCUUCGCCCAUUUGAGCCGGUGCUCAAGUUCAUCACCAUCAAGGCCGUCAUCUUCCUCUCCUUCUGGCAAGGAACACUGCUGGCAAUCCUGGAGAAAUGUGGGGUGAUCCCUGAAGUUCAGAUCAUCGAUGGGAAGGAGGUGGGAGCUGGGACAGUGGCUGCUGGCUACCAGAACUUCAUCAUCUGCAUUGAAAUGUUCUUCGCUUCCAUUGCCCUGCGCUACGCAUUCACCUGCCAGGUGUACAGGGAGAAGAAGGAAAACUCAACAGCAAACCUUGCCCCAAUGCAGAGCAUCUCGAGUGGGCUGAAGGAGACCAUCAGCCCCCAGGACAUCGUGCAGGAUGCCAUCCACAACUUCUCCCCCACGUACCAGCACUACACCCAGCAGUCGAUGCAGGAGGCAGAGCGCAAAGCGCCAGGGGAGAAUGGGCACGUGGCCUCCAAGAUAGAUGGACAGAGCAGCAGGAAGAGCAAAAACAUUGAAAAGAGAAUGCUAAUCCUGUCAGAUGAGGAGCUGUAGGAGGUAUCAAAAGAGACACUGACACUGAAGAGGUUUUAACCCAUGCAAAGGGGAGGUGUCUUGAGGCUGAGACAGCCUGGGCUAAUCAGUGUACUGAGAAGCCAGGAACUCUAUCCAAAAAGCCAGUCUCUCAAAGGGAAGAUGCAAUAACCCAGAAAAGGUUAAGUCAAAUAGUGCCAGCUUCUGUUGUCAUGGAUGGAGCUGUGUUGGACUCUGUGUUGCAGCCUGGCCUUUGCUGCCCCACUGCUGCUGUCUCUCUGCCAGCCCUGUGCCAAUGCUGGGGGAUGCCAGGCAGGGAGGGGAGCUGGGGUGCAGGAGAGACCAGCUGCCCUCACCCUCCUCUUACCUCCAAGCAGUGCUGAGGCCUGAGAGAAACGCUUUUCUCAGCACAGUUCUGCUCUAGUUUCUCCCAAUUUGAGUAAAAAAUGAUCUCCAAGGGCUCCGUGGAGAAAACCAGCCCAGGAAGGUGACUUCGCUUCACCUGAAAACCUGGUAAAGGUUGAAAGACGUCAUUCCUUAUUUUUACAUCUUUCCUCCUCUCCUCACAGCAAAGCUUAUAGAGAUGUGCAAAAGACCUUUACCAUGGAGAAAGAGUAAGUCAUCCUCUUCUCCCUCCAGAUGUGGAUGCAGCUGUCCAAGUAACUCCCCCAGGAGUGUGGCAGGACCUCACUGGGACUAACCAGAGGUCUGCAGCUGCAUUUCUGAGAGCUGCUGGUGACAGAAGUGCUUGUUUAUGUCCAAACCAGCUUAUCUCUGAACGGAUCAAAAGUUAAAAGGGAUUCCAGCUUCCUUAUCAGAAUCUUUAUUAGAGAACCAGACUGUGACUGGUGGGGGUAGGAAUUCACUUACUGGGAACUGUCUGUUCCUCCUAACCCUUCACUAUUCCCCAUCCCUGGGCUUUGCCUGACCUGUGGGAAGGCAAGCAGGAGCUGAGCCCAGCUGGGUGACCAUGGUGAGGACAGAGAGGUGCGAAGGAAUGUUGCCAUGUGGGGCAAGACCACAGGCAAGGGAAGACUAUGUAUGGAGGGAUGCUCUUCAUAUCAGUGAUGGCGAGCUCACAUCCUUCUGUUAAGACUUCUCCUUUCUCCCCCAAUUAAUAGUCUAAUUUCUAUUCUCCUGUUAAUGAAAUGAUCCCUGGGAAUGAACUCAGGCACUGGUUGGGCUGUUGUCUGGGAUGGUAGCUAGCUAGUGGAAGGAUGAAGGCAAAUCUACAGCCUCAGAUUUGCAAUCAUGUGGCAAACAAGCCGAUGGAUAAGGCUUGGUGCCCUUUUAAACAUAACUUGUAGAAUUUGGAUCUUUUUUUUCCCCCUGCUCUUAAGCUGCAAAAUGUAAAUCACAACACAAAAUUAUUUAUUUUUUUUUCUAAUAAACAGCAAUUUCUAGCACAGAGCAAGCAAACAUUUUCACUGAGCUCAGCAAGCAAAGCCCACGAUCUGCCUGUUCCUGCUAUAAUGCUGAUGCUCUUAAGCUUAACGUCCUCCCUGCCCCUCAAUGCUGGCCCAGCAGAAAUACCUGCACACGCAGCAUCCUGCACAUUUUGGCAUUCCUACAGGAUUUGUGCUCAUCUUUUUGACUCCACAAAGAACGUGCGUGUCUCCCGCUUCCUCUCCCUGCACAGCACCUCUUCCUAAGCUGUGGACGCAGUGGUUCAGAGAUGCUGGAUCUGGUUUAGGUAAACUAAGCCCAGACUCCAGCACCAAGACAAGCUCUGUUUAUUAUUAUUAUUAUUGGAGAAAUCUUACCAUGCUAUAGCUCAGAUUCCACAUGAGCAACCUAUAGUUCAGCCAGUCCUGCAAGUCCUUCUGGUCUGGAGGAGCACUGCUCAUACCUGCUCAGCCAGUGAGACUGCUGACACUUUUCCUGCAAUAAGCUCCAUAAACAAGAGCCAGAUGCUCUGCACAUCCAGACAUUCAUCCAGGAUCCUGCACAUCCUGGGAGAAGACUGUCCUGCAUAGAAAGUGCAGCCUCAGUACUCAGGGACAAGGCUGCUUGGCUUUGUCACACAUCCAGCACCAAAGCAGGGAUAUCUCAGCUGAACAUCUUGGUCUUCACCCCUGUGGGAGAGGACGGCCACAGCUGCAGGAACAGAGGCUGCUCUGGCUCCUGGGGCGAGGACAGACUGCAAAGGUGAUGAUGGCACAUCUGCUGGUGCACUCACAGCCGCUGAGAUAAAGACUUGCACAAGAACACAGCAAGAACCGUGGUUGUACUUCAUUGCACAAAUGAUCGACUCCGGUGCAUAAUGGGCUGCCUCCAUUGCUCUGCCAGCAGGUGCAAUUCCCACUGCAGACAAUAACAUUUGCCUAUUUAUGUCAA
Poecile atricapillus (Black-capped chickadee) is the source of this 4484-nucleotide messenger RNA. RefSeq names its product transmembrane protein 184A (gene TMEM184A). The record is from RefSeq and is a predicted model, not a curated record. Lineage: Eukaryota; Metazoa; Chordata; Aves; Passeriformes; Paridae. Gene Ontology annotation, biological process: transport. The coding region runs from base 900 to 2168 and encodes 422 amino acids. Gene Ontology annotation, cellular component: early endosome membrane. Gene Ontology annotation, molecular function: transporter activity. The transcript is spliced from 9 exons.